AGUGGAGGCUUAUCCAUCCAUUUUUGAAAAAUACUGGUUAGAGGAGAUGAGCGCCUCAGCAUUAGCUCUGGGCUCUUUCUCCUCCCUAAAGCUUAACAAAACCAUCAAGACAGCAGAAGCAACAACCACAACCAUCUCAGUUAACCAAAACAACCAUAAGAGACUUCCUCCUCCUCCUCCUCCUCCUCCUCCUCAGCUACCACUGCAAGAGAAGGAAAGGUCAGUAGUAUUGGGAAGGAGAGAAGCAAUUGGGUUUGGCUUCUGUUUGGGAAUCAUUGAGGGUUUUGUACAGAAAUCUGAAGCUGCAGAGGCACAAUGUGAACUUACUACCACUCCUUCCGGCCUCGCCUACUGCGAUCAAGUCAUUGGGACAGGUCCUGAGGCUUCCAAAGGUCAGCUUAUUAAGGCACAUUACUUAGGGAAGCUGGAUAAUGGAAAGGUCUUUGAUAGCAGCUACAACCGUGGAAAGCCUCUAACUUUUCGCAUUGGUGUUGGUGAGGUCAUAAAAGGUUGGGACCAGGGGAUUCUAGGUGGUGAUGGAAUCCCACCCAUGCUUGCUGGGGGGAAACGUACCCUUAAGAUUCCUCCAGAACUUGGAUAUGGCAUGAGAGGGGCAGGAUGCAGAGGAGGUUCUUGUAUCAUUCCGCCAGACUCAGUUCUUCUGUUUGAUGUGGAGUUCAUAGGAAAGACAUAAGGACACAUAAUAAUCAUUUUUUUUUUCUUGGGUGGCGUUGAUUGUACACAGCAUGCAAUCAGGUGGAGAAUACAAAUGGAAUCCCAAAAGUUUAUUGCCUAUAUGAAGAAGAUAGAAUUUUCCUCCCAACCAGAUCAAAAACAGGGACAAGAAGAAUUAAAGAUUUUGGUGAGCAUGUAAGAAAAAGCACUUUGGGCAGCAUGGCUUACGCCAUGAAUUUACUUCAUCAUUAAUUAAGAUAACAAACUCUAGGAGUUUUCUUCCAAA
Messenger RNA from Macadamia integrifolia, 961 nucleotides. RefSeq names its product peptidyl-prolyl cis-trans isomerase FKBP13, chloroplastic-like. The coding region runs from base 47 to 694 and encodes 215 amino acids. The transcript has 5 exons. Gene Ontology annotation, molecular function: peptidyl-prolyl cis-trans isomerase activity. The record is from RefSeq and is a predicted model, not a curated record. Gene Ontology annotation, cellular component: chloroplast. Lineage: Eukaryota; Viridiplantae; Streptophyta; Magnoliopsida; Proteales; Proteaceae.